Molecule: messenger RNA, 819 nt
Organism: Porites evermanni
Lineage: Eukaryota; Metazoa; Cnidaria; Anthozoa; Scleractinia; Poritidae
Source: the annotation of a GenBank genome assembly
AUGGCGUCCGUUCCACCCGAGUGUAUUUGUAACAAUGCAUCGAUCAGCAAUUCUGCAUCACAUGGCUCUGCAGCAAGCACUGAAUUCCAGACAGUGAGGGAUAGUUUCUCCGCUAUGAAGUUACAACAAACAAAUCUACGAGAAAGUGAAACGUCUAAGGGCGUCGUAGAUAAUGAAGACUUAGAGAAACGUGGUAGAAAUUCGAGCGAUCUCACACCUGGGGAUGUGGUAAGGGAAUUUAGCCAGUAUUCGCAACGAGUAAGACGGAAUUCAUUUCCCUCUUUAGAACUUGUUGCCGUGGACAUUCAAUACAGCGUUCCCACUAAGACGAAUUCCGCACCGCGCAGACACUCAAGGGGCCACAUUCAGGAUGCUGUGGGAAGUGGAUUACAUUGUAUCAAUGAAAUUCCCGAGAGAAGCGGUUGGAGGGCGCCGAAUUCUACGCGGGUUUCGGGUAGCUCAAACUUGGUCCAGCAAAGAAGAUUUUCAACGGGAGCACAACGAAAUAUGACACAUCAAAACGCUCCUUCUAAACUGUUUGCCAAGCACCGAAGUGCAUCCUUAACAUCGACCCGUGAAAAGCAAUCUUCUUGGCGGGUAAAGCUUCAUCACUGGUCCAUAGAUCUUGAUGAGGACGAUGAUAAUUCAGGGCUGCAGGGUGGUCAAACCCGCCGGCGUACCAGCCUGCCGAACAUUUCCAAUUUUACCCACCAAACUGCAAAUGGACCAUAUAAUGCACUCCCUAAAAUUGAUCGAACAAAUUCCCUUGUCGGAGCAUUGCAAGAAAAAAAUGUAACACAUCACAAAAGUAAACGCUGA